GAUUCAUUAAAAAUUUGAGAUUCAUAAAUGAAUAAUUGGUUUAAAAAUUGAAAUAAUUGUUGUUGAAGAUGCAAUAAUAAAAAAUGAAUUAGUAAAAUAUAGAUUCUUAAGAAGGGUAAUAAGACUGUAAAUGCACAGAUAAAUAAUGUGUUGAACAAUGUAAAUGUAAGACAGGUGGAUAAUGUAAGUGUACAAAUUGUAAGUGUAAUGAUUGCUAAUGCACAGAUACAUAAUGUGUUUAACAAUGUAAAUGCAAGACAGGUGGAUAAUGCAAGUGCACAAAUUGUAAGUGCAGUAACUGUUAAUGCACAGAUACAUAAUGUGUUGAACAAUGCAAAUGCAAGACAGGUGGAUAAUGCAAGUGUACAAAUUGUAAGUGUAAUGAUUGUUAAUACACAGAUAAAUAAUGUGUUGAACAAUGUAAAUGUAAGACAGGUGGAUAAUGCAAGUGCACAAAUUGUAAGUGUAAUGAUUGUUAAUGCACAGAUAAAUAAUGUGUUGAACAAUGUAAAUGCAAGACAGGUGGAUAAUGCAAGUGUACAAAUUGUAAGUGUAAUGAUUGUUAAUGCACAGAUAAAUAAUGUGUUGAACAAUGUAAAUGUAAGACAGGUGGAUAAUGCAAGUGUACAAAUUGUAAGUGUAAUGAUUGUUAAUGCACAGAUAAAUAAUGUGUUGAACAAUGUAAAUGUAAGACAGGUGGAUAAUGCAAGUGUACAAAUUGUAAGUGUAAUGAUUGUUAAUGCACAGAUAAAUAAUGUGUUGAACAAUGUAAAUGUAAGACAGGUGGAUAAUGCAAGUGUACAAAUUGUAAGUGUAAUGAUUGUUAAUGCACAGAUAAAUAAUGUGUUGAACAAUGUAAAUGUAAGACAGGUGGAUAAUGCAAGUGUACAAAUUGUAAGUGUAAUGAUUGUUAAUGCACAGAUAAAUAAUGUGUUGAACAAUGUAAAUGUAAGACAGGUGGAUAAUGCAAGUGUACAAAUUGUAAGUGUAAUGAUUGUUAAUGCACAGAUAAAUAAUGUGUUGAACAAUGUAAAUGUAAGACAGGUGGAUAAUGCAAGUGUACAAAUUGUAAGUGUAAUGAUUGUUAAUGCACAGAUAAAUAAUGUGUUGAACAAUGUAAAUGUAAGACAGGUGGAUAAUGCAAGUGUACAAAUUGUAAGUGUAAUGAUUGUUAAUGCACAGAUAAAUAAUGUGUUGAACAAUGUAAAUGUAAGACAGGUGGAUAAUGCAAGUGUACAAAUUGUAAGUGUAAUGAUUGUUAAUGCACAGAUAAAUAAUGUGUUGAACAAUGUAAAUGUAAGACAGGUGGAUAAUGCAAGUGUACAAAUUGUAAGUGUAAUGAUUGUUAAUGCACAGAUAAAUAAUGUGUUGAACAAUGUAAAUGUAAGACAGGUGGAUAAUGCAAGUGUACAAAUUGUAAGUGUAAUGAUUGUUAAUGCACAGAUAAAUAAUGUGUUGAACAAUGUAAAUGUAAGACAGGUGGAUAAUGCAAGUGUACAAAUUGUAAGUGUAAUGAUUGUUAAUGCACAGAUAAAUAAUGUGUUGAACAAUGUAAAUGCAAGACAGGUGGAUAAUGCAAGUGUACAAAUUGUAAGUGUAAUGAUUGUUAAUGCACAGAUAAAUAAUGUGUUGAACAAUGUAAAUGUAAGACAGGUGGAUAAUGCAAGUGUACAAAUUGUAAGUGUAAUGAUUGUUAAUGCACAGAUAAAUAAUGUGUUGAACAAUGUAAAUGUAAGACUGGUGGAGAAUGUAACUGCCAAAACUGUUCCUGCUAAUUGCAUUAAAAAUAAGAUAUAUAAUGA
Molecule: messenger RNA, 1802 nt
Organism: Paramecium octaurelia
Lineage: Eukaryota; Ciliophora; Oligohymenophorea; Peniculida; Parameciidae
Source: the annotation of a GenBank genome assembly